Messenger RNA from Musa acuminata AAA Group (dessert banana), 2916 nucleotides. Its product is annotated as STOREKEEPER protein-like. Gene Ontology annotation, cellular component: nucleus. Gene Ontology annotation, biological process: regulation of DNA-templated transcription. The record is from RefSeq and is a predicted model, not a curated record. The transcript is spliced from 2 exons. The coding region runs from base 54 to 1424 and encodes 456 amino acids. NCBI's taxonomy places the organism in Eukaryota, Viridiplantae, Streptophyta, Magnoliopsida, Zingiberales, Musaceae.
CUGGGUUUCCCUUUCCUUUUGCCAAACCCUAGCGGAAGUCCCUCCUGGCCGACAUGUCCUCGAAACGCGCUGCUGCUGAAGCCGAGUCUUCUGCAUCCGACUUCUCGAACGCUUCCUCUUCAUCCGACGAAAAAGGAGAGCAAGAAGAGGAUGUGCGCCUCUCGUCUGUUCCUCAGGUACCCAAGCCCAUGAAGCCCUCCAAGCACCCUUCCGCUGCCACCUCCAGCCACGACGGUGAAGAAGAUGACGACGACAGUAGUAACGAGGAAGACGGCCAAAGAAACAAGCACCAGGGAGACAACGGCAGUGAAGAGGAAGAAGACGACGACGACGAAGGUUCCAGCGAUGAAGGAUCCGACUCUGAUGACGCGAAUACAAUGAAUAAGCCGCUGCCGCCGCCGCCGCCACCACCACCACCACCAAAGCCACAGUUCCAACCACUGCCUAAACCAACGCCUGAGCCGUCGGAUUCUGGUUCCUCUGGUGAUUCUGACUCUGAAUCUGAUUCCUCUGACGAUGCACCUGUUACCCCUGGCUCCCGCCCAUCUCGUGCCGUGGAUCCGUCGAUCAAGCCCAUAAACACCAAGCCUAUGGACACCCCUAACAAGCCGAGCAAGCAAGCCAAUUCCCCUGCUCCUUUGCAGGACCGAGAAUCUCUGAAAAGGAAGCAUGACGUGGUGGAGCGCUCUGAGCUGGAUAAUCAUGGUGGACAGAAGCGCCAAUUGUUUCAAAGACUGUGGAGCUUAGACAAUGAAAUAGCUUUACUUAAGGGCCUGGUGGAGUACCGAAGUAAGAAGGGCACUGUUGCUGCUUCUGCCCAUGACAUGGAAGACCUUCGGAAUUUUAUCAAAGGUUCCUUCCAAACGGAUUUCAGUAACACGCAGCUCGCUGAUAAAGUGAGAAGGCUUAAGAAGAAGUUUGAGACAAAUAAUGCCCGUGCCAAAAAUGGUGCAGACCGAACCUUCACCAAACCCCAUGAGCAGGAUGGGUAUAAGCUCUCUAAGAAAGUUUGGGGAGUUAAUAGGAUAACCUCAGAGCAUCUUGAUGCUAAUAGUGCUGACAGUGAGGACAAUGAAGAAAGCGAGAGUGAGAUGAUGAACAUUCGGAAAUCAAACGAGCAGCAGUUGACCUCUCUUGUUGUGUCAAAGUGCCAUGAUGCUAUUGUUUGUGAGAGUGGGGAUAUUGUAAGGGUUAAGAUUCAGUUUCCGUACUUGUGGGAGACGGUAACCAAAAUGGCAGAUGAGUAUUUGUGUGGGAUAGCCAUCAAGAGGGCCCUAGAGAUGGUAGAUGUUGCUAAGGCAAAAUUGAUGGAAGAAAAGCUUAAAAAAUUAAAAACAACUCAGAUGAGGCAGCACUUGCGAAGGAUUGAUCUGAACAAGGAGACAGUGAAGCUUAUUCUUGAUGCUAUAGGGAGAUCAAAGUGAAUUGCUUCUUCAAGAACGUGUGCUGCCUACAGCGUAGGGAAGUACAAUGAGUAUUUUGAUGUAUAAAAGCAUGAUUUGCUUCACCUUUCUUAGUUAUUUGUGCAGAAUGAGUUGGUAAGUUUUUUGUGUAGCUUUCUCCGCUAAACUCUCUGUUGGUAGUCAAUGUAUAUGAAUUUUGAUUUUGAAAACUAUGUUCCUAUCAAUACUCUCUUUGAAAUUUUCAAUCGUUACUAUAAUAUUUUGUCUAGGUAUUAAUUCCUUUUUGUGAUUUCACCUGUGUAAUGAGUCUUGUUGCCAAAAGCCAUAAAUAUUUAUUUAAUUUGUGUUCUUGACUAAUUUUUGUUAUUAAAUUAGAGUAAUUGAAUAAUUAUUAAUGCGGAGAUUCUUUUCUUAGUGAUCGAUGUCUUAUUGUUCAUGUAAUCCAUCAGAUGUUUUUACCCUCUUAUGGCAUGCAAUAUAAUUGAGAAGGUUCAUUAGGCUUUAAAGUUCCAUCCAUUAAGUUUCUUAUUUAAUGCCUAAAUGAUUAUAUUUUCUAUAGACUAUAUGACCUUUGUUUGCUCAGCAUUCAUGAAUUUCACAAGCAAAAACAGUAACUAGUAAUAUUGGCAAGAGAUGUAUAAACGAGAUGGGUGGGGAGCAGAUCCUUGGGGGCUAGGAACCAUGGUAUGGUUGCUCAGGGUCUGAGCAAAAAAGAGGAAAAAAAGAAAAAAAGUUGUUCUUGUGGAGGUAAGGUUGCAUAUAUUGAGUCACCCCAAACACCACAUUGUUGGGAGUCUUUUGCACAUUAAUGACCUUUAUAAUGUGAAGAGGGAUGGAGAAAAUUUUUUGUUGCAAUCUUCCUGUUGCAAAGACUUGGCAAGCCAGCAUACAGCAAAAGUCAUUAUGAGCUUUGUAGGUAUAUGAGAUUGGCAGCUCUUCCAACAUAAUUCUAAUAGUGUCUAGCCAAGUUAAGUUAUUAUUCAAAUGUGAUUUUAUUUUAUCUUUUUUAAUGAAAGUGUUAUGGAUGAUUAGAAGCAUGUCUUAGAUCAUACACCUUGUUGAUGAAAAGAUAACCCAGUCUGUCAAUUGAAGCAGCCUGUCUAGUUAUGGUUAAUGUUGGAUCAGUUUGGUCUAUUUGAAUCUGUGCUAAUAGGUUUUUCUCCUUUUCUAUGUGAUGGAAUUUUUUUCUGUGAUAUUUCUUUAUGGGCUUUGAAGGCUAUUAAGAGCUUAGUAAAUUAAGGUUUGUCAGAGUCUUGGAUCUCAUGUUCAGGAUGAAUAAGAUUCCAACUGGUGCGUAGUAUGCUGGUUGUGAUGUGAAUAAGGUUUAGGAGAUCAAGUAAGAAUUUAUGUUGAAAAGGUGAUUGAUUGGUUGUGUUACAAUGUUGCUUCUGUUAAUAGUAAAGGAAAUUGAACUUUAUCCACUUCUGUCAUUCUUUGAUCAUGUCUUUGUUGGUACCUACUGUCCCAUUUCUUUUCAUCCCACUUUUUACUGCAUCUACAUAUUUUCUUCUCU